Molecule: messenger RNA, 288 nt
Organism: Geodia barretti
Lineage: Eukaryota; Metazoa; Porifera; Demospongiae; Tetractinellida; Geodiidae
Source: the annotation of a GenBank genome assembly
AUGGCAGGUUACAUGAUUGCCGACGUUACCGUUACCGACCCCGAGGGAUUUGAGGAGUACCGCAAGCUGGUCAGCGCGACCAUUGAGGCCUACGGGGGCCGAUACGUGGUAAGGGGAGGCGCAACGGAGACGGUGGAGGGGGACUGGAACCCGAGCCGCCUGGUUGUACUGGAGUUUGACAGCGUCGAGCAGGCCAAGGCGUGGUACUACUCGAAUGAGUACGCUGGCCCCAAGGAGAUGAGGCACAACUCAGCUACGACCAACGCAAUAUUCGUAGAAGGUAUGUAG